AUGGACAAAUAUUUGAUAAGAAAACCAUGUACCCAAGAUUCAGCUCCUGCACAAGAUUCAUCUUCAUCUUCUAAGCGAAUUCGUGUUGACUUUAACUUAGAGAAUCUUCCUUCAGAUCCUGGGCUACGAGAAAAAAUCUCAUCUUAUCAUCCUAAUCAUCAUGAUGAAAUAAGAAGAUAUUAUUUAACAAAAGGCCCUUGUCAACCUGUUUUACACAGUGAUGAUUACCCUAUAUCUUUUUUUUCUGGAAAGCCCCGUCGAUUUUUAUCCAAAUGGUAUAAAGAUAGAUGCUGGUUGGAAUAUAGUAUAGACAAAGAUGCAGUAUUCUGUUUUUAUUGCUACCUAUUUGGACAAGAUGUUGGUAAGCAAGGGGGAGGUGACACUUUUGUAACAAAGGGAUUCAAACUUUGGAAUCAGAAAGAUAAGUUAAAUUCCCAUGUUGGAGGAGUUAAUAGUGCUCAUUACCAAGCUGUCAAGAAGGGUAAUGAUUUGUUGAAUGAAAAGCAACACAUUCAAAGUGUUUUUGUUAAGCAAUCAAAUCAAGAUAAAAUUGACUAUCGGAUUCAAUUAAAUGCAAUAGUUGAUUGCAUAAGAUUCCUUUUAUGCCGAGGAUUAGCUUUUCGUGGUCACGAUGAAUCUCAAGGUUCAAGUGAUAAAGGAAAUUUCCUUGAGCUUGUACAAUUUUUGGGGGAUCACAAUGAAUCUAUCAAUGAAGUGUUGCAAAAAGCUUCGAAAAAUUGCAAGCUUACCCACCCUGACAUUCAAAAAGAUAUUGUGAAUGCAAUUGCACGUGAAACAUCCAAAGCCAUCAUCAAGGAUCUCGACAAUGGGUUCUUUUCAAUAUUAGUUGAUGAGUCACGUGAUAUCUCAGUGAAAGAACAAAUGGCCCUCAUUCUUCGUUAUGUGAACAAAGAAGGAAUUAUUAUAGAGCGAUUCCUUGGUAUUGUACAUGUAGCAAGUACUACCGCUUUGUCACUCAAGCAUGCUAUUGAAUGUUUACUUUGUGAACAUAAUUUGAGUUUAUCGAACCUACGUGGGCAAGGUUAUGACGGGGCUAGUAAUAUGCAAGGUGAUAUCAAUGGUCUCAAAACUUUAAUUUUGAAAGAGAACAAGUCAGCAUUUUAUGUCCAUUGUUUUGCUCAUCAACUUCAAUUGACACUUGUUGCUGUUGCUAAAAAUCACAUUAACAUUGCUGAAUUUUUUUAUGUGGUUAGUAAUUUAGUAACUGUUGUUGGAGGCUCUUGUAAGAGACGAGAUGCUCUUCGAGAUACACAAUUUGCCAAGAUUAAAGAAGAUUUAGAGAAUGGUGUACGUAGAAGUGGGCAAGGUUUGAAUCAAGAGACAAAUCUUAAACGUCCUGGUGAUACACGUUGGGGAUCAUAUUAUGGGACCAUUCUCAGUUUGAUUUUGAUGUUCUCUGCUGUUGUUGAUGUACUAGAGAUUAUUGAAGAAGAUGGCCUCUCCGACCAAAAAGUUGAAGCUCGAUCUAUUAUAAGGUCAAUUCUUUCUUUUGAAUUUCAACGGUUGCAAGUGAUGAGAGAUGAUGGAUGGGCAUCUUUAUUGGCUGAAGUAUCUUUAUUUUGUACCUCACAUGAUAUUCCUAUCUUGGACAUGGAAGCGAUAUUUGUAGUUAGUGGGAGGCCGCGACGCAACACCCAACAAAAUACAAAUUUACAUCAUUAUCGUGUUGAGCUAUUCUACACAGUCAUAGAUAUGCAACUUCAAGAGCUUAACAACCGUUUUUCUGAGGCGAAUACUGAUUUGCUACUUUGUAUGGCUUGCUUGAAUCCAAGUAAUUCAUUUGUGGCUUUCGAUAAGGAAAAGUUGAUACGUCUAGCUAAGUUCUAUCCCUCUGAUUUUCUUGGGACAGAUAUUUUGGCACUUGACUCUCAACUGCAAAAUUAUAUUUUUGAUAUGCGCAGCAAUGACUUCUUUUUAGAGCUUCAAGGAGUUAGUGAACUUGCUGAAAAGUUAGUGAGCACAAGAAAACACGAGACUUAUCCAUUAGUCUAUUUGCUAGUGAAGCUAGCUUUGACCCUUCCAGUUGCUACCGCAACAGUAGAAAGAAAUCCACCUACAACAGGCGAACCAGUUAAGGAGAAGACCUUUGAUUCUUUGAGAAUGAAUCCCUUUCUGGUUUCCACAUUCAAGUAUAAGAAAGGGCCUGAAAACAUAGAAGCAGCUUCUGAAACUGAAUGUGUGGUGUUCUUGACUAGCUUUGAAGAUGAUGAAUAUGAGUCAACUUCCACGAUGCAAGCACUCUUUCCAUGCACCUUGCAUUGA
Quercus robur (English oak) is the source of this 2283-nucleotide messenger RNA. RefSeq lists its product as uncharacterized. NCBI's taxonomy places the organism in Eukaryota, Viridiplantae, Streptophyta, Magnoliopsida, Fagales, Fagaceae. The transcript is spliced from 3 exons. The coding region runs from base 1 to 2283 and encodes 760 amino acids. The record is from RefSeq and is a predicted model, not a curated record.